GCGAGCGAGCGGAGCCGAGCGGAGCCGAGCCGGAGCGCUGCAGAAAAUAAGCGAAAGUCGUGCGAUGACUGACGAAAACAGCCGCUGUGCAUUUUCACAGUGAAGGAGCGCACGGGCGUUGGACAGAUCAUGUCCCCUGCGGAGCGGAACAACGUGCCCUUGACCGCGUGCUGCCAGGUGGUCCUCUUCGGGUGGACGGUACUGCUCAUCGUGGUGGAGAGGACGGCAAUCAUCUACUGCAUAGGGUACUACUUAUGGCACGUCCACCGAAAGCGGGCGGCGCUGACCUUUGUCGCAGCACUGCCAGGAACGGCUGUGCAGGUGCUUAGCUUUAAGUGGUAUUGCGAAGAUGGAUACCAACGGAAGGGCCUCCUUGCCUUUAUACACGUACUGCAUCUGGGAAUCUUCAAAAGGCUGUGGGACUGCAUGCGGACGCUGUGGCACCUGGAGGAGCCCGAAGGUGGGUUCAGCGCUCUUGUGAUGCAGCAGGCGGAUGUUUCUGUCCUCCGGCUGAUAGAGGUGCUGUUGCUCACACUACCAGAGACUGUGCUGCAGACAUACUAUCUCUUCACCACUGAUGUGGGUAUUUUGUCCCCUGUGUCUGUCUGCUGUGCCGUCUGCCUGCUGUCAGUCUCCUGGUCGCUGGUGCUGUACAGCCGUGCGUGCACCCUGGUCCGACCCGGGCACCUGGCCAUGCCCCCAGCUGCCCUGCUGUGCCAGCUGCUGUGGCGAACGUGCAUGCUGGGUGCCAGGCUGGCCAGCCUCAUGUUCUUCACCAGGGUCUUCUGUGGGUGGAUCUUUGCAGUUGUAGGUUUCCACUGGCUGACGACUUCGCUGUGGAUUGUCACCCAGCAAACGGACAUCUUCGGCAGCCCAUGGCGCUGGCACCUCUUCAACUGCAUCCUGGGAGCCGUACACAUCUUCUUCUUUCUCAACGUAAAAGAUGGCCCCUCGAGGUUCCGCAUGGCUGGCUUUUAUUUGGUGACGGUUCUUGAGAACAUCACUCUGUUGUUGUUGGCCUCGGACUUCCUCAACGAGGCAACGUGGGACAUCAUCGCUAUCGCAGUCUCUGUGUUCUGCAGCAUCUUCCUGGGUAUAACCUCACUGGUGCUGUAUUACCGCUUCCUCCAUCCUAAAUCCACUGAGAUCUCCCAGAACAAGCAGGAAGAACCCAUUGGUGUUGCCUGUUUCAAAGGGGGGUCCACACUUUCUCUGGGGGAAAAGAUCAAACCAGCACCCUCUGUUCCCACAUACGGAGACACCUUUACAGGCAUAGAUGGGACUGUGGUGGAACAUUCUGGAAGUGGUGGCACUAAAUUCAGCAUACAGUACAGGCACCAUCACUGGCUUCUGAUCCGCCUGGCUUUAAAGACAGGAAAUAUAGCGAAAGUAAACCAGGCCUACGGCUUCGGAGGGGUGGCUGCCAUGCUUGGCAUAGUCGAGGUCCUGGAAGGGACGCACGCAGAGGCUCCUGAGCCGGACAAUGACAAUAUGGAUGGCAUCAUGCCCAUCUCGGAUGGGAAGGAAGACUUUCAAAGUGCAGACAGCCCAUCAUCCCUGGAAGAACUAGAUGAGAAAGAGGAAAAGGAGAAGAUGGAUAGCCCGCUGGAGUCUCUCAUGUCUGAUUUAAAGCGGGGAUCCCCAGAAGGAAAAUCGGUAUUUGAGGAGAGCCCUGAGCUCAGGUUCUGCCCCACAGAAUCUAGCACCACCUUGUAUUUCAGUGCAGACCCCCAGUCUCCAGGCAGCGCCAGUUACCUUGGUUUGGACAGGGACUCAGCAACUGAGAAUGUGGGAGAGUUCAGCCCGAUGUCAGGUGACAGGGUAGAACCCAGGUUCGCAUCGUCUGCGAAAAUGGACCCAGGAUCUGCAGGACCUGCAAGUCCUCGUUUUUUGGUCCCUAGGAGACAGGUGGUUCUGUCUUGGAAAGACAAGCCUGAGAUGUUUUAAAAAUUGUGCACAGAAGAUUUCUUUGCGCGAGAGAAAUAAAAGAUGCCCAGUGCCGCACCAAUAAUAGCUGUAGGAUUGAAGGUCAGCUCAUGAGCAUUCAGUUGGUAAUUAUUGUGAAAUAUCGCUGUAAUGUCUGAGUUAUGUAAAUAUUUAUAACUGAAUUCUUUUAAAGAUACAUUUUAAAUUAUGUACAUGACUUUUUACCUGCUGUGUCCGUGAAAAAAAAAAAACGGCUGGGCCCAGUAAAAUUACUUUUGCGGUUCUAAAAGAAAAAUUCCCUAUUUAAUGCUGCUUUCAGAACAUACUGUAUUUUAGAUUUUAAUGGAGCACUGAACAAUUUGGAAAUCAGCUGAAGAGAUGUUUGAACAGACACUAAAUGUGUAUAGCCUUAUCCAAAAUUAUUUGGAUAGGGUUUAACUUUAUUCAGAGGGAUUGAGUCUGUAUACUGAAAAGCAUGCAAAUUUGAAUGCAAACCUACAGUGCUGAAAUGUACAGUUUGUGAUACCGCUACCCAAUGUAAGAGCUUAAGCAUUUUGGAGAAACUCAAAACUUCAGUGAUGUUAUAAUAUUCCAUGGUGCUAAAUCUGAUCGCUGCGCAGCCAAUGCCAAAUUGUGAUGCAAUUUGUGACGCUUUGGAAAUAUUGCUAAAUCUUUUUUUUUUACCAUGAUUAUUACCGAUUUCAACAGGGAAGCAGAAGACAAAUAAAAGAUGACAGCAGCUACAGCCAUAUGAAAAUAAUGUUACAGUUGAGUGUUUGAACCAAUGACCUAGUAUUUUUCUUUUUUUAAAUGUAACAGUAUUUCUUUUAAUGUUAUUUUAGAAACAUUUUAAAAGUGUUCACUAGUUUUGGCUAAAUGUGAACAAUCCAACAAGGUACCACUCACUGUAGAAUGAUUUUAAGGCUUGUGUAACAAGGGAAUACACUACAAUCAAGCUGAACUUGCUGAGCACUUAAAACACAAAUAAACGCA
Scleropages formosus (Asian bonytongue) is the source of this 2919-nucleotide messenger RNA. It is a transcript of the gene xkr5b, whose product is annotated as XK related 5b. The record is from RefSeq and is a predicted model, not a curated record. Lineage: Eukaryota; Metazoa; Chordata; Actinopteri; Osteoglossiformes; Osteoglossidae. Gene Ontology annotation, cellular component: membrane. The transcript has 7 exons. Bases 130 to 1947 code for a protein of 605 amino acids.